UUUUUUUUUUUUUUUGCUGGAGAGAAAAAGCAGGAUACGGCAGUCUUCAGGAAGCCGCUGAAAUCUGGAAUGGACAUGGAAAUCCUUAAGUGGUUCACAAAAUAUGACACAUAUGUCAAGGCAAAGAUGUCUCAAGUGAAGCAAGUAGGUCUUCUAGCUGCUGGGUGCCAGCCAUGGAACAAAGAUGUGUGUGCCGCUAGUGGAGACAGAUUUGCUUACUGUGCCACUUUAGCUAUUUAUGUAUAUCAGCUGGAUCACAGAUACAAUGAAUUUAAACUCCGUGCAAUCAUGUCAGAGCACAAAAAGACAAUCACAGCCAUCUCCUGGUGCCCACACAACCCUGACAUGUUUGCCAGUGCCAGCGCAGACAAUCUAGUGAUCAUUUGGAAUGUAGCUGAACAGAAAGUCGUGGCCAGACUUGACAGCACAAAAGGAAUGCCAGCCUCACUGAGUUGGUGUUGGAAUUCCGGUGAUGCCGUAGCCUUUGUCUCACACAGAGGGCCCCUUUAUAUCUGGACUAUCUCUGGACCAGACAGUGGUGUGGCAGUUCACAAAGAAGCCCACAGCUUUUUGUCAGACAUCUGUCUAUUUCGGUGGCAUCCAAGGAAAAAAGGAAAAGUUGUCUUUGGACACACAGAUGGCAGCCUUUCCAUUUUUCAACCAGGUUGUAAGAGUCAGAAGCAUGUCCUGCGACCGGAAUCACUGGAGGGGACAGAUGAGGAGGAUCCAGUAACGGCACUAGAAUGGGACCCACUGUCCACUGAUUACCUUCUUGUUGCUAAUUUACACAAUGGGAUUCGCCUAGUAGACUCUGAAUCCUUAUCAUGUAUUACUACAUUUAGUUUUCCAAGUGCAGCAGCGUCUGUCCAGUGCUUGGCCUGGGUCCCCACAGCUCCAGGCAUGUUCAUAACAGGAGAUUCCCAGGUUGGUGUAUUACGGGUAUGGAAUGUUUCCAAGACAACACCUAUAGAUAAUUUCAAGUUAAAGAAGACUGGCUUCCAUGCAUUACAUGUCCUCAACUCUCCUCCCAAGAAAAAAACACAAUCCCCUACAAAGAACCACCACACAUCAUCCACUAGUGAGGCUGUCCCUCCUCCAACGCUGACACAGAACCACGCCUUCUCACUGCCUCCCGGUCAUGCUGUCUGUUGCUUCAUGGAUGGAGGAGUUGGCCUUUAUGAUAUGGGUGCUAAGAAGUGGGAUUUCUUGCGGGACUUGGGUCACAUUGAAACCAUCUUUGAUUGCAAAUUCAAACCCGACGACGUCCUAAUUUAUUGGCUACGCUCAUUUGAUGGUAACAAUUAAAGUCUGGGACAUCAACACACUGACAGCCGUGUAUACAUCCCAGGAAAAUGAAGGUGUCAUCAUCUACUCGCUGUCCCUGGGCCAGGAGAUUUAAAAUUGUAUAGCAGGUGCAACAUCACGGAAUGGAGGCUUCAUCUGGGAUGUUAAGAAAAGGGAAAAUGAUAACACGAUUCAAUGAGCAUGGAAAAAAUGGCAUUUUUUGCAUCUCUUGGAGCCAUAAAGAUUCUAAGCGCAUUGCUACAUGCAGUGGAGAUGGAUUCUGCAUUAUUCGCACAAUUGAUGGGAAGGUUUUGCACAAGUACAAACAUCCAGCGGCUGUGUUUGGAUGUGACUGGAGCCAAAAUAACAAAGAUAUGAUUGCAACUGGGUGUGAAGAUAAAAAUGUGAGAGUUUAUUAUUUGGCCACCAGUUCUGACCAGCCUCUGAAGGUGUUUACUGGACAUACAGCAAAAGUGUUCCACGUUCGCUGGUCUCCUCUUAGAGAAGGAAUCCUCUGCAGUGGUUCAGACGAU
Staurois parvus is the source of this 1817-nucleotide messenger RNA. NCBI's taxonomy places the organism in Eukaryota, Metazoa, Chordata, Amphibia, Anura, Ranidae. The record is from the annotation of a GenBank genome assembly.